CUGCGUGCCGGGUGCGCGCGCUCAGGGGCCGCGCCCUUGGCCGCGUGUCGGGGGCGCGCGGUGCCCGGAGCUGGCGGCGCGGUGCCGGCUGCAGGAUCAGGAAGGAGCCGCGGCUUUUGCCCGGGCCCAGGCCGCUCGGGCCGAGGAUGUUUCUGCUGUUCUCUAUACUCCCUCGAGGUGAGCGAUACCUAAGAUGCAAAGGUUGCCUCUGUGCUGCUUCAGUUCUCUGCUGCCGAGGGGUGAGAGUGUUCUGCUGUUAGACAGACUGACUUGUCUCAGCCUGGGCUGCAUUCUCCAUUUCCUCCGCCUGGCCUGCCGCCCAGCUGCUGCUUGCGUGCCAAAGGGCCCGGCUGCCAUGUACACAGCUUGUUACCACACCUGCAAGCCGCACAUCUGGGCAGCUUAUCCAGAGCAUUUCCCACAUCUGUACCAGGGGAGACGGAAUGGACACAAACCUCAUUACCACCAUCAUCAUCAUCAUCCCACCAAGAAGAAAACCUGGAACUUCAUCCAUGAGAAGAUGAGCUAUGACACUUUCUUCACCAUGAAGCGGCUGAUUGACCGCUCACGGACUGUGGGAGAGGUAUUGCGCUGGGUGACACAGAACCCUGGUAAGAUCUCCUACAAUCAUUACCCAAUUGCCCUGCAAAAAAUUGGUCAGGUCCUGCAGCAGCUGCCAGCAGGAUCCACCAUGAUGACACAUUACAGCCAGAUGUUGGAGCUGGAAGAUUUCCAAAAGCUCUGCCAGUCCAUCAUGAGUGAUUGCUCCAAAUUUGACAACUUCAGCAUCGUGAAUUGUCUGUACGCCGUCGCUGCUUUGGGUCUUCCUGGUGAUUCCAAGAUUGUUCAGGUCCUGGAGGAGGAAUCCCGAAUCCGCCUCUCACAGUUCAAUCAGAAGGAUAUCUCCAUGGUUUUCAGCAGCGUCAUGAAGCUACAUCCAUCCAUUGAGCACCCAUUAAUUGAAAGCUGUCUCACAGGCUUGGAGAAGAACAUUGAGAAGGAACGUCACCCCCAGACCCUGUUCCUCUUGCUCUCCUACUACAAACUGAAGGCUCAGGCACUGCAGUCUGAUGGUUACACCAGCGAUCAGCUUCUCAACAACCGUAAGAUACUGCGAUUGGUCAAGCACACACUGGGACAUGUCACCAAUGUGAGAGACCAUGAGAUGACCCUCCUGGACGAGAUGCUGGCUACAUGUGCCCGGGAGACCAGCAACAAAUCACUGGAGCUGAUCUUCAGCUCUCAACUCUUCUAUGAGAACAGGCAGGAAAAGUUCAUCAAUAGCUUGGCAGAGGAACUCCCAAAGAAAGUGGAUAGCAUCACCCCCUACACCAUGGCACUCAUUGCAAAAUACAUUGCGCGUCAUCGACUGCGUGAGACCAGGCUUCUGGACACGAUUGCAGAGUUCCUCAUCAAAAAGGGUGAAAACCUGGACAGUAAGGUAAUUCAGAAGCUUGUCUUCCCGUUUAGUCGUAUGAACUACAAACCUUCCAAUGAAGCCAAGUUUUUUGCAAAGCUGGAGUCGGUGCUGGAGGUCAAAGCCAUGAACUCACCCUUGGCCACAGUCAAUAUCUUCAUGUCCAUGUUCCAACUGGGACAUUUUCCAGGAGCCAUACUUGACAAAGUCUUCUCCACUGCUUUCAUCAACAACGUGAUGAACAGUCCAUAUGGGUUGAUUGUUCGCCGAUAUCUAUCCCUACUUGAUGCUGCAGUUGAGCUGGAGCACCAUGAUUACAAGGGGCCUCGACUGGAGGACAGAUACAAAGUGAUGAUGUUUGACCGCGUACUGACUGCAGAUGAGGUGAACAGGAAAUACAGUUACAAAGGGUUGGUGGCAGAAGCUUUGAGACAGCUGAUUGGAGAUCAAUGUUACAAACAGGAUGAGGUACUUCCCCCAGGGUAUUAUACAGAUUUCUUGCUGUGGAUAAAUGGUUCUGGCACUGUUCUGCAUAUUAAUGGGACGAUUCACAGUGCUGGCACUCCUUUGUGCCCCUCUGGUUCCAAUUCAAAACCCACAGAGAACCCAGCUUCCAUCCACGCUCAACCUGACAUCCCCUCACUCAUCUCCGAUUUCCAGAAAUUCUCUCCCUUUGGACGUGAUGAGGUGAUAGUGAAAGAGAAGAGAGAUGGUGAUCUUCCAACGGAAGUGGGUUUCCUCACACACAUCCAGCCUGCAGUGAGCAGUGGACGUUCAGGCACAGCCUCUGUCUUAACCAACUCAACCAUUGCGUAUAACGCUUAUUACCCUCCUUCGAACUACUACACUAGCCUGACCAAGGAGCAGUCACUGGAGAGUCAGGACAGCUCCACACUGAGCAGUCCAUCUGACUGUUUAAACCAGGCCCCUAACACCACUGGCUGCUCACCGGUCAUUGGCUCCAGUUCCCUCUUUCAGUUCCCCAUCGAAAAGAUCCUUGAUGAGGAAACAGAAUCACCACCCCAGAACCAAGAGCACAAUCUCUUUAGACCAGAACAGACAGCUCCAAAUUUUUACAACAGCCCCCAUUACACGGAGGGCCAGGGCAGCGUUGGGCAGGUGGACAUGGCGAACCCUGUGCCACCGUCUCUAAACCAACCGUCGCUGAUUGAGAAACAGAGACAUCUGGACACGGAGCAAGUGAACAGGAUUGUGAUGUCGGUGAAUGACAAAUGGCAUUACUGCCACAACUCGGAUGUGUUGGUGGGAUCUCGAGCAAUGCGGGAUCGACACCUGCGACUACUAGGAUAUACCAUUCUGCAGCUGCCUUACCAUGAGCUCGAAAAACUGAAUGGGAUCGAGGAAGUUAAGCAUUAUUUACGGAAAAGACUCCUGGAUGUGCAGUUAUGACGAUCAAAGAGUUGAUUUUUUUUUUUGUAUCCUGCUCCUGUUUCUAUUUAGGUGAAAUGGAACCACCUGCCCUUCAGCAGUCAGAAUGCCUGGAAAUUGCAGCAACAAAACAGUUGGAAUUCCAGCAAUGCUGUUUCUCUCUCUGUCAUCACUUCUUCUGUUUUUUUCAGAGUGGAGUGAGAAUCUUUCCUGUGGUUUUUCUGCUUUAGUGUGUUCAGAUGCUAACUACUGCCACAUGUUUUAUACCACCCUUGGAGAUGACAAGCUUUUAAAUGAAAAGCCUUGGGGUGUGAAUAAUGCUUUUGUUCAGUUGAGAACUUGCAGGGAGGUUACAUUAUUUUGAUCAAUGUUCACUGACCCUCUUCUGCUGCGGUUAUCUUCUGUCCCUUCAUCUGCCUCUCAUCACCUCUGCAACCUUUUCCACUGGCAAGAGGAUGUUAUACAGUCCAAGCACUGGGAAGCAGAUUCUGAGUGGCUCUACGUGGAGGUACCUCCCAGCUUCAGCUCCUUUAGCAAUUCUGGUUCUCUGGCUAAAGAAUGGAGAAGGCAGAGACAGGAUGCUAACCAGCAAAGUUGGGAAAGAACUCAGAUUUCUGAUGCAAUGUUGUGAUACCAGCACACUGCCCAAAAGGGAUCUAUGUUGACCAGUUCUGAACUCCUUGAGCAGUUCUGUAGGAGAUUGUUUUAUAGCUGCUGCCUUUUGUCCUUCCUGGUGUUAUGGGCUUGGAUUGGAAGGUGCUGUUGAGGGGGCUUUGGUGAAUUUCUGCUGUGCAUCUUGUAAAUGGUACACACUGCAGUGACUGAGCAUCGUUGUGGAGGGAGUGAAUAUUGGAGCUGAUGAAUGAGGUGCAGGUCAAGUGGGCUGCUUUGUCCUAGGUUUUAUUGAAAUUAUUGAAUUUUUUUGGAUCUCCACCCACCGAUCCAGGCAGUCGGUUGAUGCAUUGAUGUAGAACAAAAGCUCUGGUGAUAUUGAUGAAAAUGAGUGAAGAUCUUCCAUAUCCUAGACUACUCUCAGUUAUAGGGCUACUGGCCACUCUGGAAAUUGAUGGAGAUGAUGGUAGCUAGGGGAGAGGACUCUGGUGAAGAUGACAGUUGCAAGGCAAGAGGGGUUUGGCCGGGUUUAUUGCUCAGGGAGAGGGUAACUGUGGACAAUGUCACUAGGGGAAACGAUACUAUUUGACUCAGUUGCUAGGGCAGGGGAUUUGGUGACGGUAGUUACAAUGGGAGGGGAAUUGGUAACAGUGGUUGCUAGUGGAGUGUAUGUUGGUGAUGGUAGUUGUUAUGGGAGAUGUUAUAGGUGGCAGUGAUUGCUAUGGGAGAAGGUGUUGGCAGUGAUUGCUGGGAGGGAUUGUUGGUGACACUGGUUUCUGGAGAUAGAGCUUUCGUUCCAGUGGUUACUAUGGGAGAAGGUGCUGGUCUGGUGGUUGCUAUGGGAGAGCAUAUUGGUAGUUGCUGUGGCAGAGUGUUGGUAUCAGUGGUUGUGAGGGGAGAGGGUAUUGGUGAUGUUGGUUGCUAUGGCAGAAUAUAGUGAUGCUGAUGGUUGCUAGGGGAGGUGAUGUUGAUGGCAGUGGUGAUUGGUAUCAGUGCUUGCGAAGGGAAGAGGGUAUUGGUGAUGGUCGUUGCUGUGGAAAGGGUGUCGCUAGAGUAAUAUUGGAUACCUAAAUAUCGUGUUGACUGGAGGCUGUCCUGUGGGAAGGUAGGAGAUAAAGACAGUUGUGAAAUGAUUCUGCAGUGAGUAGCCAGUCUGGAGCUGCCUUCCUCUUCCUGGUGGAUAUGUGACAUAGUGCCACAUCUAGACCCACUGACUGAUAAACAUGACUGGGUGAGUUUGCCUGAGUUGGAUUAUAGUAGUUAACUGAUGCUCAUAUGUUAAUUGUGUGGGUUGUAGGUAGUCACUGGAACGCCGAAUGUGAGUGAAUUUUAAUUUCAGCUGGUUUGGGCAGAGGGUGCGUUUGGUGAUGUCCCGGGUUGGGGCAGGGGUUGGCAGGGAUGGGCGGGGAGUCUGAGCUAAAUGCAGUGUUUAAAAUUGGGUAAAUUUUUGGGUGGUGGGUUUUGAGGUUUUAACGGGAUCUUCUGUUUGAAGAUAUGGAAUGGAUUUAAAAAGAAAAUUGAAUGUGAAUAGAAUGAAAAAGUGGUGAAAAUACAAAACAAGUCCACCAGUUUCGAGUAUUGAAGUCACAUUUUUCAACGUAAGCUGUGUUUGGAGCAUUGCAAAGAAGGGGUAAGAUUUCAAAUGUGUUUACCUUAGAACAGAUCCACUGGUGUGCUGGCCUUUCUUUCUAGUUUUAAGUUGUUUGUAUCACUGCAACUAAGGAAUGAUCCAGUGUAACCCACUGAGAUUAAAAAAUACUCUGGAAUAAACACAAAGAAGAUGUCAAAUUUCUUCUCUCUCAAACCAUCUCAGACACUGAACAUUCCUUGAGUAGCAAAAGUACUGACAAUUAUGACAUUGUCCAAGUCUUGCACUAUCCUGGUAAAGAUACACUCUCUACAGAAUAAAGAGAAUCACAAAAUGUCAA
Molecule: messenger RNA, 5346 nt
Organism: Rhincodon typus (whale shark)
Lineage: Eukaryota; Metazoa; Chordata; Chondrichthyes; Orectolobiformes; Rhincodontidae
Gene: fastk
Product: Fas-activated serine/threonine kinase
Exons: 10
Coding region: 194-2827 (877 amino acids)
Biological process (GO): mitochondrial RNA processing; regulation of mitochondrial mRNA stability
Cellular component (GO): mitochondrial matrix; ribonucleoprotein granule
Molecular function (GO): RNA binding
Source: RefSeq, a predicted model, not a curated record